UCAAGCAAUCCCAGUAAAACUCCAAGGGAGAUUCCCAAAUGGUUGAAAGGAAAGCUGCUGAGGAAUGGGCCAGGAAAAUUCGAAUUGGACCAGAUAAGUACGACCACUGGUUUGAUGGCAUGGGCACUCAUGCAUAAGUUUGAAAUUGAAGAUGGGGUGGUGAAAUACAGCAGCAAGUUUCUCCGGAGUGAUAGUUACCUGACCAACAGCAAGAACAAUCGAAUCAUGCUCUCUGAAUUUGGCACCUUGGCUAUGCCAGAUCCUUGCAAGAACAUUUUUGAGCGCUUCAUGUCAAAGUUUGAGUUGCCAAAAGAGACAGACAACUGUGUUGUGAAUUUUGUGAUCAUCAAAGGUGACUAUUUUGUCAGCACGGAGAGCAGUCAAAUGCACAAGGUGGAUCUGGACACACUUGAAUCAAAGGAGAAGGUGAACUGGAAAAAGUAUGUUGCAGUGAAUGGAGCCACAGCCCACCCACACUAUGAUCCAGAUGGUACAGUCUACAACAUGGGCAACUCUUAUGGGACGCAUGGCUCCAACUAUAACAUCAUCCGUGUUCCUCCUCAGAAGUCUCAGCCUAGUGACUCCAGCCUGCAAGGCGCGGAGGUCUUGUGCACCAUUCAACCCGAGAACAGAAUGAAGCCAGCCUAUUAUCACAGUUUUGGAAUGAGUGAAAACUACCAUUUUAUUGAGCAACCUUCCCUUAUAAAGUUGCGGGAGAUCAUUACAGCCAAUUUGUCUGGGAAUCCAUUGGAUGCACUGAGUUGGGAGCCUCAGCUAAACUCCCGCUUUCAUGUUGUGAACAAGCACACGGGGCAGAUCUUACCCUUGCAGUAUCAUAGCAAGGCCUUCAGCUUUUUCCACCAAAUCAACGCCUUUGAGGACCAGGGGUGCAUCGUCCUGGAUCUCUGCUGCUUCGAUGAUGGGAAAAUUUUUGACAUUUACCGACUGCAGAACCUCCACAAGGCUGGAGAAGCCCUUGACCAGACCUACAACAUGCUCUCGAAGCCAUUUCCACGGCGUUUUGUUCUUCCCAUGAUGGUGAGCUCCAAGGCAUCUGUGGGGCAGAAUGUUAACCCUUUGUCCUACACGUUGGCAGAAGCUGUGAAGGAGGCGGAUGGGAAGAUCUGGUGCACACCUGAAAGUCUACACAAGGAGGACCUCAAAGAAGCAGGAGGAGUGGAAUUCCCUCACAUCAACUAUGCACAUUACUCUGGGAAAAAAUAUCGUUAUUUCUACGGCUGCGGCCUCGGUCAUGUCAUUGGAGACUCCUUGAUCAAGGUUGAUACAGAAACCAAGGAGAUGAAGAUUUGGCGUGAGAAAGGGAUGUAUCCUUCUGAGCCCAUAUUUGUGCCAGAACCUGGUUCUUUAGGGGCAGAAGACAAGGGAGUGAUCCUCUCAGUGGUGCUCACCCCCAAGCAGAAUGAAGGCAGCUUCCUUCUUGUUCUGGAUGCGGAGAAUUUCACUGAACUGGGCCGCACCGAAAUCCCCGUCAAGCUCCCCUAUGGCUUCCAUGGGAGCUUUGUCCCCAACAAAAAUGCCACCUGUUGAGACAACA
Molecule: messenger RNA, 1555 nt
Organism: Thamnophis elegans (Western terrestrial garter snake)
Lineage: Eukaryota; Metazoa; Chordata; Lepidosauria; Squamata; Natricidae
Product: beta,beta-carotene 9',10'-oxygenase-like
Biological process (GO): carotene catabolic process; retinal metabolic process
Cellular component (GO): mitochondrion
Molecular function (GO): beta-carotene 15,15'-dioxygenase activity; carotenoid dioxygenase activity
Source: RefSeq, a predicted model, not a curated record